ACGACCUGCGAAAAAUGAUCUUUUCCUAACGAGAAAUGAAACGAAGUGGUUAAAAGAAUUAUUUCCCACUGAAUAAAUUUUAUGACUUUUGUAUAAAAGAUUAGAUUGAAAACGAAAACAUAUUUGAAAUAGUUCUGAUAUGGGAAUGUUGCAAAUUAUUAAUGUUUAAGUUGUGUUCAUAAAUCUCAUAAGUAAAGAAUGGAUGGAAUAUGCCACAUGUCAAAAUGAAAAAUAAAACAUGGAUUGUACAUAUUCUGUUACUCACUCUUCAGCUCUCCCUUCAUGUCUGUGGCUCCACGUACAACGCAAACUCUAAAAAUCUGUUUAACGCUUUAACGAAUGGUUAUAACGUCAACAUCAGACCUGACAGCAACGUCCCCGUUUCAGUUUCAUUUACAGCGUCAUCAGUCAACGACCUGGAUAUAGGGACAGGUCAACUUUCUGUAACGGGAUGGUUUUCGGUGUCCUGGAUUGAUUCUGUUUUCACAUGGGAUCCAAGUAGUUACGGCAAUGUUAACUACUUGUUUCUCACAAAAGAGUAUUGUUGGAGACCACAGCUUGCAAUUGAUAAUUCAGUCGAUGAACUGAAGAUUCUGAAUGACGACACACAGCAGAUGCGGGUGGACGAACAUGGCAUUGUACUAUGGGAGCCCGGUGGGGUAUUUACCGUACUUUGUGAUGUCGACGGCACUUACUUUCCAUAUGACAAACAGACAUGUUAUUUGAGUCUAUCAAGUGCGGUGUAUGAUAACAUGGAGGUUACCCUGUCACAUUACUCAACCACCAUCAAGACAGACAACAUUAUCAACAAUGCCGAGUGGAAAGUCUUUGACACGUCUACAGAGACAGAAAACCAGUUAGAUGGACGCAACGAGCAUUCUAAAACGUUGCUGAGGUUUACAUUCAAACUGGAACGAAAUUCUUCUUUUUAUGUGUGGACAUUGCUGCUGCCAUAUUUUAUGUUAUCGUGCCUCGGUUUGGUUGUAUUCAUACUUCCGCCCACUAAGGGAGAGAAAUCUUCAUUUUCCUUAACAAUAAUUUUUCUUGUUGUUAUCUUCUUCAUCAUAUUUUCAACACUUACGCCAAUUUCCAAAGGCAAAUUUCCUGCAGUAGGUAUCUAUUUCAUCCUCCUUCUCAUUGUAAAUAUACUGGAACUUAUGGUGACAGUGCUGGUAGAACGUUUGAAUAGAAACGACAAAGAAGAACGGCCGGUGUCGGCAAAACUUCAAAGGAUUGUUUACGUUUUGUUUGCCAGAAUAUCAUGUUAUAGAAAAGGAUCUCCUGAAGCCCAUGCUGAGUUUAGUGAGUCACCUUUAUAUCCCAGGCGUUUUUCUAUGCCAAAGAACACUCGUGUAAGCCCGUCUUCGUUGCCACAAAUUAAAAGUUCAGCUAGUAUGACACCGCCUCCACGACCAAGGAACGGUCAUCAGGUGUUUGAUAGAAUCAACAGCGCCCAGAGCACCAGAACGACGUCAGACGUAUCUACGGACGUAUCAAAUGCAUCUUCAACGUUACCAUUGCAGAUGACUAUUCCAGAAUAUAGCUGGAAAGACAUUGCUUGUAUGGUGGAUAGAAUAUCUUUGGUGAUAUUUUUCGUUCUCGUUUUAUUAUUGACCUCAAUUUUCAUUGUCAUUUUUUACCUAUAAUAUAUAUACCAUAUAGAUAUAAAGAUAUAAAGAUUGACCCGUUACUUCUGUGAUAGAUAGACGACAGUUGCAUUAUACAUUGUUACAUUACCUCAUUGAUAUUACAUCCCCUCGGUAGUAUAUUUUCAACUUUUAAAUUUCACGAAAACUUCCGACUAGCAGCUUUUAGACAAUGGAUGACUUUUACUUCUUACCUGAUUACACACUUCAUAACAUAUAAUGAAUUCACAAUUAUUUCUAUUUCUUGCCUGAUUACAUUCUUUAUGUUAUUUUAAAAAAUCCAAAUAUAUGUACUACAUUGUAUUUGCCUUAUUUACAUUCCUCAUGUAAUUUAAUAAUGCAAUCUUGCCAGAUUUCUUUCCUCGUGUCAUUUAAUAAUGCACGUUAUUUUUCCCCAUGUCAUUUAAAAACACUUUAUGCCAGAUUUCGGUACACAUACUAAUGGCAAGUAACCUAUACUUCUUGCCUGCUUGCCUGAUUACCUUCCUUACAACACUGGGGAGGAAAACAAAUUGCUCGCGAGGAUAUUGUUGAACGACCUAUAUUCAAUAUGGUUGAUUCAUAAAAUCUAAUGUCCAUGUGCGACGCAUAAGCUACGCAUAUAAAAUUGAAUUGGCAUAUUUCUGUAUACACUAGACGUUUUUAUUCGAACAGGAAAGUUUUUCUUGCAAAUCAAGAUUUUCUCGCGGUUUUGCCAGUGCUGGAAAAACUCGUCUUACACCCUGGGAUGCAAGAUGACUUACAUCCUGUUAUUUAUGAACGAAUGCGUAAAUUCAUGCUCUACUGUAAUGAAAUGAGUGCUAAAAAAGUAAAAGCAUUAAUUUUAUUUUAUUUCGUCUAUUAAUUGAAAAAUACGGUAUACUGGCACAAAAAAUCUAUCACUACUUGAAGGUGUGCAUGGAAAUAACGGGCUGUCUAAAAACUCUUUUGUGGUAACUCGGCAGAGCCACGUUACCGCCUAAACAACUGGUUUUGAGUCAGACAUUUCCAUCCGCACCUUCAGCUAAUGAAAUAAAUGUUCUGUUGACAUGCUAUAACAUAAUAUGUGUAUAAAUUGUUGCGCUUUACGGACGAACUCUUCUCAGGGUAAAGUUUUUUCUAUCUUUAAUGUAAAAAUUGUCAUAAUGAAUAAUGUGUGACAUGUAUGUAUGGUCAAUAGACCGAUUAUUUCAUGUUUUGUCUGGCUGUUGCUUCUCCAAGUUUUUGUCCUUUUGAUGUAAACCCACUAAAGCUCAAAAUGUAUAGCAAAUAAAAUUUCGAGUGUUUUUUAGCAUGCAUUGAUAUAUAAGCAUCGAUGUUCCAUUUUUACAGUUUCAGCUGCGAAUGUUUGAACAUUCAUUCUCACCUGAUAAAAUGGUUUUCUAUGGUGCUUUCCAGGGCUCUGAUUUCCUUUACGACCCGAUGAAUUUAUCAGCAGUUGUUUAAGAGCAACUUCCUCGCUUGAUACAUAAAUAAGUAAGACGAAAAAAAGUCAUGUUUGAAAAAUAAAUCUAUAAGAAUGAAGAAGAAUAUGCUCAUGUCUAUAUGGAUAUAUCUAUAUCACUGCAAGAUGUUUAAUAAAGAGUUUCGUUCUAUUUUCCCUGGACUGAAGGAGUGUUAGAGAUCCUUUACAGAUUGACUAAUAACAUAUGAUUGACUGUGAGUAAAACGAUGUUCUCAACAGGCUGAGUAUGUCUAUGUUACAGAUUCUUUAUUUGAACUUUAUGAUCAACUUUGAGCUCAAAGGCGUUUUAACGGCAUAUCUUAAGAGAAUCAUUAAUAUGGCUGUAUGAUUUUAAGUUUAUCUACGUUUGUAACAGUUUGUCUGUAUAUGCUUGACUCUGCGUUUAACGACGUUUAUCAAUGGUAUACCUGUAUUAGAGAUUCUUUAUCAUAACUGCAUAAUUUUUAGUUAACGACGAUUUUACAGUAUGUCUGUAUUGCGGCCUUAUGAUUGACUUUGAGUCUAACGACGUUUAUAACAGUAUAUCUGUACUAGAGAUUCUUUAAUUUGACUAUGUGUUUGACUUUGAAUUUAACGACGUUUUUCAACGGUAUAUCUAUAUUGGAGAUUCUUUAACAUGGCUGAAUGAUUUUGAGUUUAACGACGUUUUUAACAGUGUGUCUGUAUUAGAGAUUCUUCGGUUUUGACUAUAUAACUGACUUUGAGUUCAACGACGUUUAACAACGGUAUACCUGUAUAAGAGAUUCUUUAAUUUGGCUGUAUGAUUUUGAGUUUAUCAAUGUUUUUUCAACGGUACAUCAAUAUUAGAAAUUUUUCAAUUUGAUUAAUAUAUUAUUGUUUUUAGUUUAACGACGUUUUUCAACAGUACUUUUGUUCUAGAGAUUCUUUCAUUUCGCUAUAUGAAUCAUAACGCCAUUUUUCAACGGCAUUUUGAUAAUGCUAUUGGUCCCUUAGUUUUGAAUAUAGUAUUUCGAUUAUGUUAUGUUUGAUGUUUAACACUGUUGUAAUGUUAUGAUAUGAAAAUUGACACAAAUUUUCACAAUGACUGCUGUUUGCUGGUGUUUUCAUCUUUAUUUAUUUUUUUUUCGGCGACGCCGUCUAAAUUCGUUUUCGUUACCUAUGCCACGUGACUUCAGUUUACAAAUCAAACUACUUGAUAAUGCAUUAUAGACAAUUUAUCAAAAUGGAAGAUUUAUGCAAGACUCUUCCUGAUUGGACGAGAGUGUCAAUUUCUUUCACUCUGUUGAUUGUGCUACGCUGAGUGAAAUGUAGACAAAGCGUUUAUCCUAAACGACGCUGUUCACAGUUUUAAAGCUAACUUUGGCUUAGUAUAUUUAGCAAGAAUAUUGAUAUAUCUCAAAAUGAUAAGUAAGUUUAAUAAAUAUGAUAAAAACCUGUUCAAAUACCAACAUAUAUCAAAUUAAAGAAAGAGCUGAAUACCGUCUGCGUAUCCCAUGAAUAAUGGUGUGAUAAGAGUCUUUUAUGUAGAGAAGUGUUUUUUAAAAGAUUUUCCUUGUUACAAUUGUCGUCUGUAUAUGAAUAGGUUUCUUGCUUUUGUGACUUAUUCAGAUUGCAUAUUAAAAUGAGUACUUGUUUGCUUUGA
Molecule: messenger RNA, 4693 nt
Organism: Mercenaria mercenaria
Lineage: Eukaryota; Metazoa; Mollusca; Bivalvia; Venerida; Veneridae
Product: acetylcholine receptor subunit alpha-like 1
Exons: 8
Coding region: 210-1646 (478 amino acids)
Biological process (GO): chemical synaptic transmission; nervous system process; signal transduction
Cellular component (GO): synapse; neuron projection; membrane
Molecular function (GO): neurotransmitter receptor activity; transmembrane signaling receptor activity; extracellular ligand-gated monoatomic ion channel activity
Source: RefSeq, a predicted model, not a curated record